Staurois parvus is the source of this 442-nucleotide messenger RNA. Lineage: Eukaryota; Metazoa; Chordata; Amphibia; Anura; Ranidae. The record is from the annotation of a GenBank genome assembly.
GGGAGAGCGGAUAUAGUGAAUGCGGGGUCCGGGGAGAGCGGAUAUAGUGAAUGCGGGGUCCGGGGAGAGCGGAUAUAGUGAAUGCGGGGUCCGGGGAGAGCGGAUAUAGUGAAUGCGGGGUCCGGGGAGAGCGGAUAUAGUGAAUGCGGGGUCCGGGGAGAGCGGAUAUAGUGAAUGCGGGGUCCAGGGAGAGCGGAUAUAGUGAAUGCGGGGAGAGCGGAUAUAGUGAAUGCGGGGUCCAGGGAGAGCGGAUAUAGUGAAUGCGGGGUCCGGGGGAGAGCAGAUAUAGUGAAUGCGGGGUCCGGGGAGAGCGGAUAUAGUGAAUGCGGGGUCCGGGGAGAGCGGAUAUAGUGAAUGCGGGGUCCGGGGAGAGCGGAGAUAGUGAAUGCGGGGUCCGGGGAGAGCGGAUAUAGUGAAUGCGGGGUCCAGGGAGAGCGGAUAU